AUGGCCCGGGUUGAUAUUCCGCUGAAAGCAUUGCCCACCCCAAAGAUCCACGAGAUCAAGUCGGGCGUUGUCCUGCUUCCUCUCUCUCGCAGGGGCAUAGGGCUUGGAAUGAUCGUCGCUGAGAAGGGCUACACCGUUAUCGAAAUCCGGAAAUCUGCGCUGGAUCACGGUUAUAUAAUAAACCAGGCAAUUGAGGCAGUGACUCGGCACGAGAAUUGCUCUCCAAAGCAUACUAUCGGUCUCGUAGCAUAUGGCCAUCAGUUAUGGGAGAAGGUACAAUCUAUUCCCGGUAUCAACAAGGUACCCGCAGCCGCCAUCUAUCCGGUAGCAGCUGAUGCUGCUAAAUUGACAUCGAGCAUUAUACCCACCGUGCAACAUCUUCAUGGGCCUACAAAUGUGUCACUGCAGAGAACGGCCAAUAUAAUGCAACAUAACUAUCCGAUGAUUCAGACCGAUUUGUUUGCCCCUCCCACUUCCGCCGAAUUUGAUUAUGCUACAGAAGCAGUCUCUCACACGCGGACCUUGUCCUUCCUGAAGAGGCAUAUGAAUGGUCCCUACUUCGAUCUGGAGGCCAUCUGGGAAGAACAUACUUACUUUGAACUCGACAACCAAUCUGUUGAGCAUGCUAUGAACACAAUGGUACAAGAGCCUUAUUUUAGUCACAUUCCCACGAUGACCGGGGGAAUUGGCCGUGACCAACUCACUCGAUUUUACCGUGGCCACUUUAUCUUCAGUAACCCACACGGCACCAACAACCAUCUCAUAAGCUGGACCAUAGGCAUCGACCGUGUCGUGGACGAGUUCAUUAUGACCCUGACCCAUGACUCGGAGAUUGACUGGCUGAUCCCUGGAAUCCCUCCAACCGGCCUCUAUCUUGAGAUCCCUUUUGUGGCGGCUGUCAAUAUCCAAGGAGACCGUCUCUACGACGAACACAUAGCGUGGGACCAAGCUACCGUGCUGCGUCAGCUGGGCUUAAUACCGGAAUAUUUACCUUACCCAUAUUUAUUUCCAGAUGGGAAGGGACCAGCCCCGGGUCGAGCCUUCGAAUUUCGAGUUCCUGCGGCAGGCGCUGAGACAGCGGCUAAGAUGCGAGAUAAGAAUGCAGCACCUUCGAAUCAGUUAUUUGCUGGUGGGGUUCGAGAAGUCUGA
Molecule: messenger RNA, 1149 nt
Organism: Aspergillus nomiae NRRL 13137
Lineage: Eukaryota; Fungi; Ascomycota; Eurotiomycetes; Eurotiales; Aspergillaceae
Product: LEA domain protein
Exons: 5
Coding region: 1-1149 (382 amino acids)
Biological process (GO): polyketide metabolic process
Source: RefSeq, a predicted model, not a curated record